GUUUUUGAUGAAUUAAUUAUCGAACUGGAUUUCUAUUUAAAUGAACAAUAUCGAUCGAAAUUUGGUCGAUUUUAUUUUUUAUCAAAUGAUGAUCUUGUUAAUUUAAUUUCAUCUGGUCUUGAUCCAAGAUUUUAUAUUCCAUAUGUUAGACAAUUAUUUAAAGGUGUUCAUAAUAUUCAAUUUCGUUUACCGGAGCAAAAUAUUGGAACAACAACAAAUCAAACUAUGAAUUCUGCUGCUAUUGAUGUUUAUGGUAAAUUAUUUAUUAGAUAAUUAUAAAUUUAGUCAUAUUUUUAAUUCAAUAUUAAUAUAUAAUUACUUUUCUUAUAUACAAAAGUUAUUAGAAGAUAAAAAAAAUUAAAUAAUUAUUUUUAAUUUAGUUUCG
Molecule: messenger RNA, 385 nt
Organism: Rotaria sp. Silwood2
Lineage: Eukaryota; Metazoa; Rotifera; Eurotatoria; Philodinida; Philodinidae
Source: the annotation of a GenBank genome assembly